Messenger RNA from Nyctereutes procyonoides (raccoon dog), 2767 nucleotides. It is a transcript of the gene TSPEAR, whose product is annotated as thrombospondin type laminin G domain and EAR repeats. Gene Ontology annotation, biological process: signal transduction. The transcript is spliced from 12 exons. The coding region runs from base 498 to 2510 and encodes 670 amino acids. The record is from RefSeq and is a predicted model, not a curated record. Lineage: Eukaryota; Metazoa; Chordata; Mammalia; Carnivora; Canidae.
GCCUGUCAGCCCAGCCGGCGGAGGCGCUGCGCCCGGCCCGGCGGCGGCUGUCCUAGGGCAGCGGCCUGCGAGCAGCACCCGAGCAGACGGGGUCUCCGGGGUUUCUGGUUUGCCCCCAGCUCUCGGCCCGACCGUCUAUUUCUCUUUCCUUUGGGAACAACGUGCUUUGCCAAUGACUGAUCCCGGUGCCGCCGCUGGGAUGCUCUCACCUGUCACCUGCAAGGCAGGACCCAGGCCCGUGCGGGGAUGAGCUAGGCUGCAGCCCGACCCGCCAGGACCACCCGCCUCCCCCCGCCGAGCCCGGAGGAGCUUGGCUGCCACCCAGCCGCCUCUGUCCCUGUCGCCGGACCCUGGCAUGUGGCCACCACAGUGACUGCCCCGGGGCCCCCGUCCCCUGCCACCACCCCGACACGGCUGGCCCAGGUGUCUGAGGAGCAGCUGCCUCCCCGCGGGCCGAGGGCAGGGCCCCUGCAUGGAGCUUGGGACCCGGACCCCUCAUGUCUGUCCUGCUGACGCUGUGUGUGGCGCUGUUGGCCCUAGCGACCCCAGGCCGGGGCACCCCGCCAUGGGAGCCCUGCACAGACCUGCGCCCCCUGGACAUCCUGGCAGAGGCCGUCCCUCCGAAUGGCGCCGCGGGCGGAAUCAGGGUGACCCAGGCCCACGGCGUGCGAGGACUCCAGCUCUCGGCCGCCGCCCCCCACGCCUUCAGCUUCCCUGCCUCGAGGAUUUUCUUCCGGUGCGACCUCUUCCCUGAAGAGUUUUCGAUCGUCAUAACCUUGAAAGUUCCCAGUCUUCCCCCCAAGAAGAACGAAUACCUGUUCACUGUGGUGGCGGAGGAGCCCGACGCCCUGCUGCUCGGCCUGCGGUACUCGCCCACCCGGCUGCACUUCCUCUUCCUGAGCCAGGACGCAGCGGGAGCCUGGCAAACGCGAGUGACUUUCCGCAGUCCCACCCUGAUGGACAGCCAGUGGCACACGCUGGUCUUGGCCGUGUCGGAAGGCUCCUUCUCCCUCACCACAGACUGUGGCCUCCCGGUGGACAUAAUGGCCGACGUGCCCUUCCCGGCCACCCUGUCCGUGCGAGGAGCCCGAUUCUUCAUCGGCAGCCGGAAGAGGACCAAAGGCCUGUUCACGGGCCUGGUGAGGCAGCUGGUGUUGCUGCCCGGCUCGGAUGCCACCCCAAGGCUCUGUCCCUGCAGGAGUGCCGAGCUGGCUGUCCUGUCCAUCCCCCCUGUCCUGCAAGGUCUCUCGGGGAGGCCAGAAGAUAAUGAGGUGCUGAAAUACCCCUAUGAAACCGACUUGAAGGUGACGCUGGGGUCCCGGCCCCCGUGCACCAAAGCGGAGGACACCCAGUUCUGGUUUGACGCCAGCCGGAAGGGGCUGUUCCUGUGUGUGGGCAGCGAGUGGGUCUCCGUGUUAGCAGCCAAAGAAAAGCUGGACUAUGUGGAGGAGUACCAGAGCCUGUUCACCAGCUCGGAGACGCUGGGCAUCGAGGUCUUUGCCAUCCCCGAGGCUGGGCUCUUCGUAGCAGCUGCCAACCGGAAGGCCGCGUCCGCCAUCUACAAGUGGACGGACGGAAAGUUCGCCUCGUACCAGAACAUUCGCACGCACCAAGCGCAGUCCUGGCGACAUUUCACCAUCGGGAAGAAGGUGUUCCUGGCCGUGGCUAAUUUUGAGCCGAAUGAGAAGGGUCAGGAGUUCUCCGUCAUUUACAAAUGGAGCCAGAGAAAGCUGAGGUUCACGCCGUACCAGCGGGUCCCCACCCACAGCGCCCGGGACUGGGAGGCCUUCGAGGUGGCCGGGGAGCACUUCCUGGCCGUGGCCAACCACCGGGAAGGUGACAACCACAACAUCGACAGUGUCAUCUACAAGUGGAACCCGAGGACCCGCCUCUUCGAGGCCAACCAGACCAUUGCCACGUCGGGCGCCUACGACUGGGAGUUCUUCACUGUGGGGCCCUACUCCUUCCUGGUGGUGGCCAACGCCUUCAAUGGCACGUCCACGAAGGUGCACUCCCACCUGUAUGUCUGGCUCCUUGGCUCCUUCCAGCUGUUUCAGGCCUUCCUGACGUUCGGCGCCGCCGACUGGGAAGUGUUCCGCAUUGGAGAGAGGGUGUUCCUGGCUGUGGCCAACAGCCACAGCUACGACGUGGAGGCGCAGGUGCACAAUGACUCCUAUGUCGUCAACUCGGUCAUCUACGAGCUGAAUGUCACUGCGCAGGCGUUCGUCAAGUUCCAAGAGAUCCCCACGUGCAGCGCUCUCGACUGGGAGUUUUUCUCGGUGGGAGAAGAUUAUUUCCUGGUGGUUGCAAACUCCUUUGAUGGAAACACCUUCUCCGUAAACAGUAUUAUCUACAGGUGGCAGGGCUACGAGGGCUUCGUGGCCGUGCACAGCCUCCCGACCUUCGGCUGCAGGGACUGGGAGGCCUUCCGCACCACAGCCGGCUCCUACCUCGUCUACUCCAGCGCCAAGGAGCCCCGCUCCCGCGUGCUGAGGCUGAGGACCGGCUGACCCACACCGGCCGGGGACGUGCGUCCGCCUCUGGGCCCGGUGACCGGUGGCCGGCCCGAAGCCCGGCGCUGCCCGCAAGUCUGCGCCUCCUGCAGGGAUUUGUCUUUCAAGGAAAAGCUCACACAAAGGUUUACCUCAGAACCAGCGGGGCCUCCCCACCGCCCCCCGAGACCCUGCCCCCUCCCACAGCCUGGACGGCAGCGGGCCUCAUGCCGUCUUACGUGUUUUGUACCAGCUAUUUAUUGUACCCUAACUAU